AUUCGCUGGUUGGUGGACUACAACCUACCCACAUAGUCCACGCAGUUGCGGACGUUAAAACUUCCCGUUACGAAACCAACCACAUCUAAAAUCACACAUAUUGUACAUCUUCUGAGAAGUGCUGAAGAGGUUAAUCCAUCCGGAUUUUCGGAACUGUAUCAAGAGCUGCUGCGAAUGACUAACGAAGUAAUUGGUGAUUCAUCAGACUUUCAAAGUGCAAAGAAACAACCGCGUUGGCCGAAAAUCAUGGCGUCCGUAGAUUUGUGCUUCACAUGCAGCAAGCCUGUUGCGGUUGACGCAGUUCGCUGUGCACACAAUCGGUUACUUUACCAUCGAAAGUGUCUGCGUGUGCAAUCAGAAGCCCGUUGUACAAUUUGUGUCAACGCUUCACAAACGGUAUCUGUGCCCAUGAUGGCAGUGUCUAGCUGUACUACCGGUAAGAAAGCACAUUUUUCCUUCGAUAUUUAUCUGUUGGCCAUUCACCUUCACCGAAAUUCACAGUUGCCUCGACCCCAUCAACAUGCCCCGCUUACGAAGGUAAGCGACAGCUUAGUAUAACAAUUUCCUGCGCAGGCAGUCAGGAUGAGAUUACCGCCUUUCCGAGUACAAGUCAACAAACCGUACCCCAUCAUAUUGCACCUGCACUUGGUACUGAUGAUCUUUUUCCUUAACUUUCAUCGAUAGGUUGUCGGAAAGAAGCCGUCGAGUUCCCCGCAACGAGAGGUAUUGUGUAGAAUGCGGUGCCAAAUUAAGCUAUGCUGUGCAACUUAACCGCCCAUUUUCACUUUAUUGUAACGUCGACAUG
This is a messenger RNA of Dicrocoelium dendriticum, 805 nucleotides long. Lineage: Eukaryota; Metazoa; Platyhelminthes; Trematoda; Plagiorchiida; Dicrocoeliidae. The record is from the annotation of a GenBank genome assembly.